Molecule: messenger RNA, 918 nt
Organism: Periconia digitata
Lineage: Eukaryota; Fungi; Ascomycota; Dothideomycetes; Pleosporales; Periconiaceae
Source: the annotation of a GenBank genome assembly
UCGAUCACUACUUUAAAAACCUUCCGCACAACCGCACUCCGGAAGAUCAACCUCUUUUUCAAUAAUCUUCCAUACAGUCAUAUAAACUGCAAAACAUCUGAGAACAUGCCUGGCCUAAAAGCACCAGAGGUCGAUCUCUCCCGCAAAGAUGAAUCCCCACCCAUCGUCUCCUAUUUCGGCGUCGACGCUCAUUGCGGCAUGAAAAAUCGAGAAGUCAACACAAUCCUCAAAAAGCUCUGGCAGCACUCGAACAGCAGAUAUGCGUUCGACAUCUUCGACCGUGUUGUCUGCUUCGAGGACGAAUCGGAUCGAGACAACUACUUUCAAGCAACCGGAUCCCGUCGAGCCUACACCCAAACCCUAGCGACAUUUACCCAGCUCCUCGAAGCAGUAAAGUCUAAUCCAGAGCGAGGCAUGCUCUUCGCAAUUGGUGAAGAAGCCGGGUGGACAGGCUAUCAACCUCUCGAUUCGCAAUUCCCCGACCAUCGCUUAGGCCAUUUGUGGGCGGGUAUGUUGGUGAAGAAGCAAGGUCCAAACACUGACGAAUGGUGUCUGAAUAUAUACUGUACGGGCCUGAAAGAGCCUGCUUCGAAAUUCCUUGCGAAAUUCUCGGGGCGUAGGAAGCUGUGGAGGGCGUUGUAUGGUGCGGGUAUUAAUGUAACUACAGUUAAUAGGGCUAGGGUCUGCAAAGUGUAUAAGGAGUCGACGUGUGUUAUCAAUAGCCUUUACUGGCUCUACAAGGCUAGUCGGCUGGAGGGGGAUUAUUGGAAGCCAAAUGAUAAGCGCUUGGAAGAUUUGUUUCUCUCGCAACAUCUUGCUUCUGGGCAGAAUCUCUACGAAACGAUAUCGUUGACCGAUUCCGAGGCUUCAUCAUCUUGGGAUGCUUCAACGGACGACUUUAGAGUUGUUAUAGGAUGA